This is a messenger RNA of Camelina sativa (false flax), 2699 nucleotides long. NCBI's taxonomy places the organism in Eukaryota, Viridiplantae, Streptophyta, Magnoliopsida, Brassicales, Brassicaceae. The record is from RefSeq and is a predicted model, not a curated record.
CUGGAAAAAAAAACAAAAAAAACAAAGUCAGUCGUAAAAGCUUUAGGGGACGACGGCACUCUCACUAUCACCAUCUCCUCCGCUCCGAUAACUCUCUGAUGUCUCAUCGAUUUCACAAUUCUAACUAAAACUCGUUUUUCUCCGAUCAAACAUGGCAUCGGUAUCUCAAUCGCCGUCUUGUUCAACUAUACCCACGCCAGUUCGACGCUCGUCUCGAUCACCUUUCGCCGUUGCUGAAUUGAGGCGAUUGAAACAGAGAAGAGCUAUACCACCUGUGUCCGUAGGUCUCGGACACUUCACCGAUGUCGUACGCAGUGACUUUGAUUUCCUGAAGAACAAAAUCGGAAUCGGACUCCGGUGGGCGAACGAAGCUUUCCGUGUACCGGAAGUGACCAAAUCCGCUGAGGAGUUGUUUUGGCUUCGGCAUCUUGAGGAUCAUCGUGCUUCUACUAAUUCGGAGAAACAAGCUUGGCCUCAACCUUCAUACUCAGGGCUCUCUGGGGUGGACUUGUUCAUGGCUGAUGUCAAAGCUUUGGAGGCAUAUGCUGGUUACUUUUACUGUCUUUCUAAGAUGUGGUCAAGACCACUUCCUGAAGUUUAUGAUUCGCAAGCUGUUGCAGAUUACUUUAAUUGCAGGCCGCAUGUCGUUGCCUUAAGACUUCUGGAGGUAUUUUCUGCGUUCAUGAUUGCUGCCAUCAGAUUACGAACAUCAGCUUCUGACAAAGGCAAAGAUUUAGAAGCUUCAGAGAAGAAUUUUGGGAUGGUGUUGAAAGAAACCAUGCUUCGUUUGGGCCCCACUUUUAUUAAAGUUGGUCAAUCGCUUUCCACCAGGCCAGAUAUCAUUGGGACCGAAAUCUCCAAGGAACUAUCUGAACUGCAUGACCAAAUCCCUCCCUUUCCCUGGCCUGAGGCUGUAAAAAUCAUUGAAGAGGAAUUAGGUGGUCCUGUCGAAUCAUUCUUCAGCCAGUUUUCUCAAGAAACUGUAGCAGCAGCAUCCUUUGGUCAGGUCUACCGAGGAAGGACUCUUGAUGGUUCAGAUGUUGCAGUGAAAGUUCAGCGUCCUGAUCUAAGACAUGCAGUGCUACGUGACGUUUACAUUCUGCGACUUGGGUUAGGUGUACUGAGAAAGAUAGCAAAAAGAGAAAAUGACAUUCGUGUAUAUGCUGAUGAGCUUGGAAAGGGUUUGGCUGGAGAAUUGGACUUUAAUUUAGAGGCUGCCAAUGCCUCUGAAUUUCGGGAAGCCCACGCACGAUUUUCCUAUAUCCGGGUUCCAAAAGUUUAUCAACAUCUAACGCGCAAAAGAGUCUUGACCAUGGAAUGGAUGGUUGGCGAAAGCCCAACCGAUUUACUCUCAAUAUCUUCUAGUGACUCUGAUCAUGACCUUCAGAGUAAUGAGAAACAAAAAUCUGAAGCUAGAAGGCGUCUACUUGAUCUGGUGAACAAAGGGAUAGAGGCAACUCUAGUCCAACUCCUUGAUACCGGUAUUUUGCAUGCAGAUCCACAUCCUGGAAAUCUCCGUUACACAACCUCAAGACAAAUAGGGUAUCUUUUGACCAUCCUUCAUCUGGAAUAUGCAUUGGGAGAGGUUGAACUUAAAAACGGGAUUCCUGAUAUCGAGUUCACCAAGGUGCUUAGUAAAAUAGUCAAAGUGGCCCUGAAGUAUCAGCUACGCAUGCCACCAUACUUCACACUUGUCCUCCGUUCUCUUGCUUGCUUGGAAGGUCUGGCUGCAGCUGGAGAUCCAAAUUUUAAGACAUUUGAGGCUGCAUACCCUUUUGUGGUUCAAAAACUCAUCACGGAAAAUUCAGCCGCAACAACGAAAAUUCUUCAUUCGGCAGUCCUUAACCGAAAGAAGGAAUUCCGAUGGGAGAGGGUUGCCCUUUUCCUGAGUAAAAGUUCUACAAGGAAACAAUCGUCACUGGUAACGUUAUCAAGGGAUGAAACUUCUGAUGAUAGUAGUUCCAAUCUAACGGACAAAGAUGCUGACAAUGUAAGUUCGGUCUUGAGACUUUUGGCAUCCGAAAACGGUGUGGUUCUUAGAAGACUCUUGAUGGCUGCGAACGGAACUUCACUGAUCCAGACAUUUAUUUCAAGAGAGGCACAUGUCAUCCGCCAGAAACUUUGCACUACGAUUGCAAAUACCAUGUACCAAUGGAUGGUCGGAAUCCUCAGAGUUCAAUCCCUUAAAUUCGUUUCUCUUCCAGACCCACCAGCAUCUUCAGGAAUCAACAUUACAGUCCAAGACUUCAAGAUUCUAAUCAGCGACAAACGUGUUAGAGUGAUACUAAGAAAGAUACUGGAAUCUGCAAAAAGUGACCGAGUCUUGAUGCUCAGAUUAUGCUGGACUUCCUUUGUCAUGUCUCUCACCACUACUGCUCUUGCUUGUCAUCGGUUUGUGAUCUCAGUCUCUGAAGGUUACAUCAACUACUUAUCUAUGUCUGCUCCAGUCGCACUUCGUACCUGAACAUCUCACAGUGACACAUGACCAGAGCAUCUAAUGUAUAUUCUUGUCAAGACCCAAACAAAGGGUUCCUUAGGAAGGGGGAGACAGAUUCCAUAGAAUGACUAAAGAUUUUAGUGUAUAGAGUUGUUCCAUAUCUAAUACUAUCAGACAAUCAUAUCUUCCGAUGCAUAAUGUUAAAAAUCCUUUUCUUUGCUUCAAGAACACAUAAUAGAAUGCUCUCCACCAUUUGUAGCAA